Didymodactylos carnosus is the source of this 750-nucleotide messenger RNA. The record is from the annotation of a GenBank genome assembly. NCBI's taxonomy places the organism in Eukaryota, Metazoa, Rotifera, Eurotatoria, Philodinida, Philodinidae.
AUGGCAACAACACUAGAAAGACUAUCGGCCGCAGUAGUACGCAACGCAUGUGUUGGUAUUCCGACCUCUAUUAUCAUUACUGAUGUGAAUGGAUAUUCAAAAGCAUUUGAAGACGAAGAAGAAGAGCAUGCUUUGUGGUGGUCAGAAGAGUUUUUGAACGAGCUUCAUGAUGAAUUUUUACUAGGAUCAAACGACUCGUUUAUCAAUAGCACCUCCGAUGAAGUACAAAAAGAAGAAAAUAUAUAUACAUUGCAAUUCGAAACAGAGAAGCAUUUAUUGAAAGAAAUACUUGAAGAAGAAGAAGGAGAAGAAGAAGAAGAAAAUAUAUAUACAUUGCAAUCAGAAACAGAGAAACAUUCAUUGAAAGAAAUACUCGAAGAAGAAGAACAAGAAGAAGACGCUGAUAUCGAACAACUUCAUCGUGUAUUAGCAAAAGAAUUUGAUCGUAUUGAUGCAUUUUCACGAUCACAUUCAAAGAUUCCAUGUUUAGAUGAUGAUGAUGUAACAUUACAAACAGCAUCAGUGGUUGAGGUCGAUAUUCCGUCUGCUAUUAUUACUAGCGAUGUAUUAAACGAAACAUUGUUAUCGAGUAGCAGUUCAAAAAAAGAAAAUAUAAGUCUAUGUUUGAAAACAGACAUGCUACGCUUAAGAAUUCGUCAUGUUGGUGGUAUAAUUAUUGCAAAAUUACGAAGUUUUAAAUUAGGCACAAGUGAAAAACAAAAAUGCAUUGUUAAAAAGAGUUCCAUAUGA